UUUAUUGGCUCUUCUUCUGUGAUUCCUUUCUUUGAACUUUACUCAAAGCCUUUUUUUAUUUUUUUCUCUCAACUUUCUUCGUCGCUUUCUCUCUACAUUGCUUACAAUUUCACUCUGUUUCGCUUCCAGAACACAUGGAACUCUAUGUUUUAACCGUCAUCUUCUUCACAGGUUUGUCAAUGGAAUAUUGGAGUCUUGUGUAGCGAAUAUUGAAUUGCAAACGAGGAGAUGAGUGGGGAAUCAUCUGGAUUGAUAAUUGGGAUUUCCAUAGGUGUGAUGAUCGGUGUGCUUUUGGCUAUUCUGGCGUUCUUAUGUGUUUGGUACCAUAGGAUAGGGGCUAGCAGCUCGGGGGCAGCUAGUAUUCCCAUCAGAGAAAAUGGUGUUGAUUCAUGUACUAUACUGUCAGACUCAACUCUUGGUUCCGAAUCACCAACAAAAUCUGGACGCAAUGGCAUGUCGUUCUGGCUUGACGGAUUCAAGAAAAGUAAUGGGGUCUCCAUGUCAGGGAUACUAGUGUAUCCAUACAAGGAUCUGCAAAAGGCGACUGGCAAUUUUACAACCUUAAUAGGAGAAGGUGCAUUUGGUCCAGUUUACAAAGCUCAGAUGUCAACUGGUGAGACUCUAGCUGUUAAAGUUCUUGCAAUGGAUUCUAAGCAAGGGGAGAAAGAGUUUCAGACAGAGGUUAUGCUGUUGGGAAGGUUGCAUCAUAGAAACCUUGUGAAUUUGGUUGGAUACUGUGCAGAAAAGGGUCAACAUAUGCUUAUAUAUGUCUACAUGAGUAAAGGCAGCUUGGCUUUUCAUCUGUACAAUGAAAGUUAUGAACCCUUAGACUGGGAUGUGAGGGUCCAUAUUGCUUUAGAUGUUGCAAGGGGCCUGGAGUAUCUUCACGACGGGGCGGUUCCUCCUGUAAUUCACAGGGACAUAAAAUCUUCCAACAUCCUGUUGGAUCAUUCUAUGAGAGCAAGGGUAUCUGACUUUGGACUUUCAAGAGAGGAGAUGGUAGACAAACAUGCUGCUAUACGAGGAACGUUUGGAUAUCUUGAUCCGGAAUAUAUUUCUACGAGAACCUUCACUAAGAAAAGUGAUGUUUACAGUUUUGGCGUUUUGCUUUUUGAACUUAUAGCUGGUAGAAAUCCUCAGCAGGGUCUCAUGGAGUACAUUGAGCUUGCAGCAAUGAACACCGAGGGGAAACUCGGGUGGGAAGAACUCGUGGAUGCUUGUCUUGAUGGAAAUUUUGAUGUACAAGAGCUCAAUGAAGUCGCUGCUCUUGCAUACAAAUGCAUCGGCCGUUCCCCAAGAAAACGACCAUCGAUGAGGGACAUCGUGCAAGUGUUAUCGCGGGUGGUUAAAUCAAGGCACAACAAAAAGCAUCACAAGAAAUCCCUAUCUGCCACAACAGAUGAAGUUUCCAUUGAUAUGACUCCAGUCUCUGAACAUCGAAGAGAAGAAUCUACAGAAAGUAGUGAUACAUAUCAAGUCUAGAUGAUGAGGUUUCCCAUUUAUUCAUUUUUCACAUCUUUAUUUUGGUUCUGGUUUGCUUUGUUAAUUGUACAUACCUGAGCUUCAAAGGGAUAUCUUUUUUGCCAGCAGACUUAGCUCUUUGUAAUAUUGCUGUAAUAAUACUUAUUAUUAUAAGCGGGA
Messenger RNA from Tripterygium wilfordii, 1641 nucleotides. RefSeq names its product calcium/calmodulin-regulated receptor-like kinase 1. The transcript has 8 exons. Gene Ontology annotation, molecular function: ATP binding; protein kinase activity. The coding region runs from base 229 to 1482 and encodes 417 amino acids. The record is from RefSeq and is a predicted model, not a curated record. NCBI's taxonomy places the organism in Eukaryota, Viridiplantae, Streptophyta, Magnoliopsida, Celastrales, Celastraceae. Gene Ontology annotation, biological process: protein phosphorylation.